Messenger RNA from Anopheles merus, 1385 nucleotides. RefSeq lists its product as uncharacterized. Lineage: Eukaryota; Metazoa; Arthropoda; Insecta; Diptera; Culicidae. The record is from RefSeq and is a predicted model, not a curated record. The transcript is spliced from 2 exons. The coding region runs from base 91 to 603 and encodes 170 amino acids.
GAGCCGGUGUUUGAAAAACAAAGCAGAAGUGUAUUAAUCAAUAUUUUGUGCAGUUUUAGAUCCAGAUUAUUUACGAGAGUACCAUCAGCAAUGGCUUCAAGAUCAUACCAAUAUCGGAAGCGUCGUCGCUUUAUGGAAGAAGUUGAGAGAGAAAUAGAGAAUGAGAUCAAUAAUAUGGAGACUUCCUCACCUGUCAUGGUUCCGGCAUCGACAAGCAGGAUGUUUAACGAAUUGCAUAGUACUGAUAGCAACUUAGGUGGGAAUGUAGAGUGUAGCUUUAGCAUAGAUGUAGAUACUAACAAUACUAACAAUGACAGCGCUGCAACUGUUGACGAAAAUAAUUUGGAUGAUAUAGAAGAUGAACAGGAAGAAUGUGCUGAAGAUUUGUAUGAUGCUUAUAACUAUUUGAAUGAUUUUCAAAGUUUAAAAGAAGCUUUGAGAUAUUUGACAAUAAUGGGUCAUCUAUCUCGCAACUUUCUCAACUUGCUUCUUGCAAUUUUAAGAAAAUUUGGUCAUCCUGAACUUCCUAAAGAUGGUCGUACUUUACUAAAAAUUCCUAAAGUUAGCCAAGAGAUUCAGCAUAUAGCAGGUGGACAAAUGUGAUACUCAGGGAUAGAAGUUGGCCUUCGAAAUUAUUUUAGGAAUCAUGUUCCAGAGGAAAAUAAGUUUUCGUUACAUAUUUUUAUUGAUGGGCUUCCUCUCUUCAAAAGUAGUGCUACACAAUUUUGGCCAAUUCUUUUUAAAGUAAAAGAAAUUCCCGAUUGCCCGGUAAUGAUCGCAGGUGUAUUUUGUGGUCAGAAAAAAACCUACUGACUUAGAGCCUUAUUUGCGACAGCUCGUAAAUAAAUUAAACAAUUUGCAAGUAAUAGGCAUGCUGUUUGGAGAGAAAGUUGUAAAAAAAUUUGCCAAGGCUUUUGUCACCGAUACCCCUGCGCGGGCCUUUAUAAAAUCGGUAAUGUACUUUCCGGCAAAACAUGGGUGCACGAAGUGUACUCUCGUUGGAGAGUUUGUAAAACCGGAGCGCAAAGUAAUAUUUUGUUCACCACAACCUGCUCCACCACGUACAGAUGAAAGUUUUCGACAAAGACACGAUAUAGAGCAUGUUAAACAAAUUCGAUCUCCUUUAGAAGAGAUUGGUGGAUUAGAUAUGAUCAAAAGUUUUCCCACUUCUGAUCGACUUCAUCUUAUCGAUAUUGGCAACACUCGUAAAUUUUUGUACGGCCUUUUUCAUCAUUAAUUUCUAAGUUUUGUAAUAUGGUCUAGUGAACACAAGAAAAAUGCCUUUCACUUUUUUUUGUGCGCACGAGCAAACCUCCGGACUCAUCGACUCCGAGUCCGGAUCAGUCACUCAUCACUCCGGAUCACUCCGGAUUACUCCGGAUCAC